AUGUCGUUAGCAAGCUUGAACCUGAAUCCGGCAAUUGCAAAACCAACCAGUAAUGGGCAGGUGCAAUGUAUAGUGUGCAAUAUGCAGGUGAAACCAAAGAUUUGGACCGCGCAUGUGAAUGGGAAGAAACACAAAGAAUCGUGCGUGAAGCUUAAGCAACAGCUGGCUUCCAAUGCAAAACGGCCAGUUGAUACAUUGUCUGCGCAGAAUGGUGCACCACCAGCGAAGAAGAUUAAAGACUCACCAGCACCGGCAUCAACUGGUCCUCUUCCAUCAGAUUUUUUCGAUGAGGAACCUGGACUGAGCAUACAAACGCCUUGGCAAAAAGCAAAAGACGACGAGGCUGCUCUCCUUCGUGAGCGAAAAGGAAUCAUCGAAGGAGUGCCACAAGGUUUCUUUGACGACAAGCGAAAAGAUGGAAUGGUUAGAGAAACAAUCGUCAACGAAGCUCACAUGAACGAGGAAUACGAACGGUUGAUGCGUGAGUUGACCGAGAAAAAUGUAGAAGAUGAAGCCAAGGCAGAAGAAGAAGAGGAACGAGAUGCUUUGCUACGUGACCUCGCAAAUGCCGACGAACAGAUGGAGAAGUGGAUGCGGUUAAACGCUAUGGAAAAGUUAAAGGAGGCAAGACUUCAAGAGGCACGAGAAAAAGCCGCGAUCGAAGAAGACGACGACGAGGGCAGUGACGGCGAUGAUGCAGACUUCACCAACUGGCGAGCAAAGCGCGUGCUUUGA
Molecule: messenger RNA, 735 nt
Organism: Ostertagia ostertagi
Lineage: Eukaryota; Metazoa; Nematoda; Chromadorea; Rhabditida; Trichostrongylidae
Source: the annotation of a GenBank genome assembly